GUGCUGAAGUGCAUCUCGCUCUGGACCAGGGCGACCAGCGACGGCGGCAGAGAGGGCGCCAAAAGGACCCCCUGAGUGAGGCACACAUUCUCGGACAUACAAUGCGGGAAAUUCUAUCCGCCAAAGUGUUCUUGCUGACCAUCGUCUUGGUGCUCGGGGUGCCGCUCUUCAGCCUCGGCACAUACCCGGAGGAGGACUUGUCGAUGAAAGCAUACAGUCGACACCUGGAGAUGUCCUACGCCGAUGCCUACGAGUGGCUGGCCAGUCACACCCGGACACAACCGCCACCAAAUUCAGCGAGGCCGUGGAGGAGAUUGGACAUGAUCUCCUUCUACAGCGACUUGCAAUACUUCCCCUUCCGCCUGAGGGGUUAUGCCGCCGACAUCUCGCUCGCCACCAACGGGAUGGAUGUCUUCAUCCCCGGAGACGAUCUCCUGUCAGGUGUCGAGCCGAGCCGCAGGCAGAACAUAGUCCAGCAGCAGGUGAAGGUGUGCCAGCUAGAGAGACCUGGAUGCAUGGACAGAGAGAAGGCUUCGAUCUUUUUCGACUUCACAGAGGCGAAGCAGUACAUCGCUCUCAUGGAGAUCUGGCUGUUGUUACGUUCAUCAUAA
Molecule: messenger RNA, 611 nt
Organism: Prorocentrum cordatum
Lineage: Eukaryota; Dinophyceae; Prorocentrales; Prorocentraceae
Source: the annotation of a GenBank genome assembly